Messenger RNA from Polychytrium aggregatum, 1811 nucleotides. RefSeq names its product cyclin-like protein. Lineage: Eukaryota; Fungi; Chytridiomycota; Chytridiomycetes; Polychytriales. Gene Ontology annotation, molecular function: RNA polymerase III general transcription initiation factor activity; TBP-class protein binding; RNA polymerase III type 3 promoter sequence-specific DNA binding. Gene Ontology annotation, cellular component: transcription preinitiation complex; nucleus; transcription factor TFIIIB complex. Bases 405 to 1730 code for a protein of 441 amino acids. Gene Ontology annotation, biological process: DNA-templated transcription initiation; transcription by RNA polymerase III; transcription preinitiation complex assembly. The record is from RefSeq and is a predicted model, not a curated record. The transcript is spliced from 10 exons.
GGCCUGCGUCCGCUCUGGCCGUAUAUCGCUCGUCAAAACAGCUAUCGACCCGGCCCGGCAUCGUGCUUACACACCGACGCUGGAAAGGCGUGCUUUGCCUGAUGGACGACUGUGGGUAGUGCUCCGGUUCCAAUAUCUCCAUUAACCUGUCUCAUCCUGGACCUCAACCUCGGCUUCAACUUCGGCCUCAUCCCGGACUUGUACACUCUCCUACUUCCUCUCCCAUCCAAACACCAAAUCCUGUUUCCCCCCCCCAAAAUAACACCAACAAACACACAACACAACACAACACAACACAACGCACAAACUAACCGGCCGUGCUCUGGAUCCACAAAUAGGUCUUUGAAGAAAACGAGGUCGUCCUCGAAGUAACCUUCUCUGAAAAUGCAAACGGAUCCGUGAACAUGGACGGCUUCUAUGUCGGCAGUGGGCAAUCACGAGCACGCGACCUGGUGGUUGGACGAUAUGGCCAGAGCUCGGUCGAGUCGCGGCUGGCCACGAUCAUGAGAGGCAACGCCGUCAUCCAAAAGAUCGCCAACACCCUCAAGAUCCCCGACAAGCAUGUCGAAAUUGCUCAGCGCUACUAUCAGACAGCGGUCAACCAGCACUUUACCAAGGGCCGGCGCGUGCAGAUUGUGGCAUCGGGAUGCCUGUAUAUUGUCUGCCGCGAGGAAAAAACGAGCACGAUGCUGAUUGACUUUGCCGAUGUGACCAACAUCAGCAUCUAUGCGAUCGGCGCCACUUUCAUGAAGCUGGUGGAGAUGCUGCGACUGAACCUCCCGAUGGUGGACCCCGCCCUGUACAUUGCGCGCUUUGCCUUCCGCCUCGAGUUUGAGGAGAAGACCCAGGACGUCAUCCGUGAUGCCACUCGGCUGGCUUCGAGAAUGAGCCGUGACUGGAUUCAAACAGGCCGCCGACCCGCCGGUAUCUGCGCCGCAUGCUUGUUUGUGGCCGCGAGAAUGCACGGGUUCAAUCGGACAAUCCACGAACUCGUCCGGAUCGCUAAGAUCUGUAGCUCGACCCUGAAGCAUCGCCUCGAAGAGUUCAAGUGUACGCCCUCGGGAAACCUCACUGUCACCGAUUUCCAGACCAUUUGGCUGGAGGAAGGCGCAGAUCCUCCUUCUUACUCGCAGAUCCUGAAGAAACUCCCGAAGCGGCAGCGAAAGUCUAAAAGCGCCGACGAAGGCGUAAAGGAGGAGGAUGAAGAGAGCGAUGCAGACGAGACUAAAAAUGAGGACAAGGACGACGACGAAGAGACCCGCGAGCUCGAGAACGAAGUGAAAGGGCUGAUGGAUGCCGAUGACGUCCUGCGUAGCGCCUUGCGCGAGCAGAAUGCGCAAGAAUCCCAGGAUGACGAGAAUCUCGAUGACCUGGACAACGAUGAAGAAGUCCAAUGCUUCCGUCUCACCGAGGCUGAGGUCGAGUUCAAAACCAAGAUCUGGACUGCCGAAAACUGGGACUGGGAGGUAAAGCAACAAGAAAAAGCCCUGCGGCAUGGCGGAGCCGCGCCACCGAGACGGGCACGAAAACCCAAGGCCCAGCAAGCCCGACUUCCGGCCGCGAGCUCGCCGGCCGAGGCUCUGCGCAACUACACCGCUAGCCACAAGAAGGCAUUCUCGAAAAAGAUCAACUGGGACGUGUUCAACAAGAUUGACGAGCCGAUCGACGAGUCUAAGCUCGUCUCAAUCGAGGGUCCGAUCAUUUCCAUUACCAAGUCGGAGACGAUCUGAGUGUCUCCCACGUCGGUAGAUAUAUCCACCAUUGCUCAUGCGACCCCGUCGCCAUCAUCCAAUAUAUGCAUUCCUCUCCCC